Molecule: messenger RNA, 696 nt
Organism: Haliotis rufescens (red abalone)
Lineage: Eukaryota; Metazoa; Mollusca; Gastropoda; Lepetellida; Haliotidae
Exons: 4
Coding region: 105-473 (122 amino acids)
Biological process (GO): synapse organization
Cellular component (GO): neuron projection membrane
Source: RefSeq, a predicted model, not a curated record
CGGUGUUCUCAUCCCUCACCGGAUACUGGUAUCACCAGCUAGAGUUGACCGUGCCUCUGCUUGCCCCUCCCUCCAUUGCUUGUGGAGGACUGGCCGGUGAAAGUAUGGCGACUCUGCUGUGUGCGGUGCUGUUCUUGGUCAUGGUGAACUAUGGAUAUGGAUCUGCGGAGGCUGUGUUUGACGACGCACCAGUGACUGUGACGGCCGAAGCGGGCACGGCUGCCAUAUUGCCUUGUACUGUGACCUCCAAAGGACGACAUCGGGUGGUGUGGAAGGACCCGUCAUCCACGUGGUUGACGUUCGACAGUAAAGUCCUCGUUAAAGACACGCGCCUCAGUAUUCAGCAAUCUCAGCCCUGGCUAUGGGAUCUCCGUAUACGUUGGGUUAGGCAGUCAGACCAAGGCACAUACACGUGUGUCGUCAACACCCAUCCGCUGAUGGUGAAAAUGGUCAAUCUCGUUAUAACAGGUUAACAAUGACCUGUUGUCCAACUACAUCUGCUGUUGUGGAGUAGGAACCAGAUGCUGCAGGGUGCCACCACUCCCAUGCGGUGCGGAGCGGCAGAACCAGUCCCGGCUCCUCCACUGGAGUCAGUCCGAGAACUAUCUCUGUAACCUGCACUUUGUAUUGCUCUUCUAUUCCGCUAUAAAACUUUGUGAAUGCAUUGUAACAUGGAAUAUAUAAACAAGACAUACU